AUGGGCUCUCUUCCUCCCCCUAUUGAGCUGGAUGCGCUCGUUGUCGGAGCUGGCUUUGGUGGAGUCUACCAGUUGAAAAGACUACGUGAAGAAGGCUACAAGGUCAAGCUCGUCGACAAUGCCUCAAACUGGGGCGGUGUGUGGUACUGGAACCGAUACCCAGGCGCCCGUGUGGAUAGCACGAUUCCUCACUACGAAUUUUCGGACCCUUUGCUCUGGAAAGAGUGGCGUUGGAAGCAGCGAUUCCCCGGAAGUGCAGAACUUCGAGAUUACUUCGCAUUUGUUGCCGAGAGAUGGGAUCUAGAUAGGGAUGCCCAGUUCAACACCUUGGUUACAGCGGCCUCCUGGGAUGACGAAACCGCCAAAUGGCACAUAACCACCCAGACAGGCCAACAGUUUAUUGCAAGGUACUUACUAUUGAAUACCGGGUUCUCGGCAAAGAGACAUAUCCCUAACUGGCCGGGCAUCGAGAAGUUCCGCGGCACUUUUGUUCAUCCUUCCUAUUGGCCCAAAGAAGAGCCCGAUCUUAAAGGCAAGAAUAUCGCCGUGAUUGGAACUGGAUCGACUGGUGUCCAGCUUGCUCAGGAAUUGAGUAAGGUGGCUAAAGACUUUGUGCUGUUCCAGCGGACCCCGAAUCUGGCACUCCCGAUGAAACAAAUCGAGUAUACUGGCGACGAACAGACUAUUCCACACAAGCAGUAUCCAGACUUCUUUGCCGGACGGUCAACUAGCUUUAGUGGUUUUUCGUUCAACUUUUUGCCGCGGGCCACCUUCGACGACACGCCGGAGCAAAGGAGACAGACGUAUGAAGACCUGUGGGCCAAGGGUGACUUCCACUUCUGGCUUGCGACCUACUACGAUAUGCUCUUCACCGAAGAAGCCAACAAAGAAGCGUACGACUUCUGGAAGGCCAAGGUGCGCGCGCGAAUUCAGGACCCUGAUCUCCAAGAGUCGUUAGCCCCAGAGAUCCAGCCACACGCGUUCGGAUGUAAGCGCAUCUCGUUAGAGAACGGCUUCUACGAGAUCUUCAACCAGCCCAAUGCCACGCUGGUCGACAUGAAGAGGACGCCGAUCGUUGAGUUCACGGAACGCGGCAUCAAGACCGUCGACAGGGAGUUUGAGCUCGACUACAUCAUCUGUGCAACGGGCUUCGAUGCCAUCACGGGCGGGCUGAAACAGAUCGACAUCACCGGCGUGGCUGGCCAGAAGCUCGCCCAGAAGUGGGAAAAUGGUACAAAGACGUAUCUGGGUCUCUGCGUCGCGGGCUUCCCCAACAUGUUCUUCACCUACGGGCCCCAGGCCCCGACGGCCUUCUGCAACGGCCCAACCUGCGCCGAGCUGCAGGGUGAAUGGAUCGUGCAGAUGGUCAAGGAUAUGGACAGCGCCGGCCUGACCAAGAUCGAGGCCAAAUCCGACGUCGAGGACCAGUGGGCGCAGGAUAUCUGGAAGCUCGCCAACGCGACGUUGCUGCCAAAGACCAAAUCGUGGUAUAUGGGUGACAAUAUUCCCGGCAAGCCGAGGGAGCCGCUCAUCUACCUUGGCGGUGUGCCAAAUUACUACAAGACCAUCAACGACUGCGCGCAGCAAGGUUACAAAGGAUUUGUGCGCGCAUAG
Cladophialophora psammophila CBS 110553 is the source of this 1614-nucleotide messenger RNA. RefSeq lists its product as uncharacterized. The transcript has 2 exons. Bases 1 to 1614 code for a protein of 537 amino acids. The record is from RefSeq and is a predicted model, not a curated record. Lineage: Eukaryota; Fungi; Ascomycota; Eurotiomycetes; Chaetothyriales; Herpotrichiellaceae. Gene Ontology annotation, molecular function: NADP binding; N,N-dimethylaniline monooxygenase activity; flavin adenine dinucleotide binding.